This is a messenger RNA of Linum trigynum, 639 nucleotides long. The record is from the annotation of a GenBank genome assembly. NCBI's taxonomy places the organism in Eukaryota, Viridiplantae, Streptophyta, Magnoliopsida, Malpighiales, Linaceae.
AUGCUCUCUUAUAGGGCACGCAUUCCACAGAUCGACGAGAGAUUUUCUACCAUCCGGAAGCAAUUGGACGAACGUAGAAGGUUGUCGAGGGAUGAAGCUUUCCAGCUUGUCGAUGGAGACCCACCGACCGAGAUUGACGAACCGUCGGAUGGACUUCCUAGUCCGGCCGAUGUAGAGAUGUCGUUGUCCGCUCUCACUGGCGUCUCCAGACCCACGAUCAUCCGCUUCGACACCACCAUCCAUCAACAGCCAGCGGCCGCCCUCAUCGAUAGUACAUCCUCGCACAAUUUUGUGAGUUGUGAAGCUGUCGGGAAAUUGUUCUUAAGAGCUACUCCGAUUAAACCUUUUAAAGUGAUGGCCACCCAUGCAGAUUUCAUAUGGUGCGAACGAUGCUAUACAGUAGUCCCAAUUGAGAUACAGGGGGUACAACUUCAAGUCGACUUGUAUGGGCCCAAUGCUAGAAGGCGUUCAAUGGCUUUUAAUUGGAAGAAGGCUACCGUUCGUUUUAAAGAGAAGGGCUCAUGGGUUAAGUUGCAGGGAUUCAAUGAUCCUGAUAAAAGGACAACAGCCGCUGCCGAACCCCUCAAUCCUCCAGUAUUCGGGGAAAAGCUAACCGCAGCUCCGCCUCACCACCACUGA